Messenger RNA from Parnassius apollo (apollo), 4101 nucleotides. NCBI's taxonomy places the organism in Eukaryota, Metazoa, Arthropoda, Insecta, Lepidoptera, Papilionidae. The record is from the annotation of a GenBank genome assembly.
AUGGUCCCUGCACCGAGUUGCGCGUAUACGUGGGACUAUUGGACGUCCUCCACGUCCGACCACGUCGAGCUGAUAUGUCUGAUGCCAAACUCCGUGUAUAUACCUCUCACAGUGAGCUGGGAUGCUACUUUGCAGGAUGUCAAGGAGGAACUAUGGGAUCUGGCAGGGAAGUUUCCACUAUUUGGGAUGCUUCAUGAAAUGUCGGGCUAUGUAUUCCAAUUUAUCAACUCGUUAGCUGUAACUGAAGAAGUGGAUGAUGAGAAUAAGAGGCUACGAGACAUAAAGCCAGUAUGUGGAGUGCUUGUUAUUAUUGAACGGUCUAUUGAGAGACCUGGUGAACAUUUGUUAAAUACACACAUCAGCAAUUUGAUUGGCAAAGGAUUAAAUGAAUUCGACAGCCUGCGGAGUUCUGAGGUAAAUGAUUUUCGGAUGCGAAUGCGUUACCUCGCGGAGGAGAGUAUGAAUAAAAGAGCACUGAGUACUCGUCUGGAAAGGCUUAGAUAUCGAUGUCCACCUAGACUUGCAGAUAGUCCGUCUGUACCAACAACCCUUAUAAGUCACCUGAAUAACAACUGUUUUAUACUUGUCACUAAAGUCGCCAAUACAGAGUUCUCGUUUACCUCAAAUGUGCCAGUAUCACGUACACCUCAACAGCAUAUAGACAUGAUAUUAAAGAAGAAGGUGAAUUCCCUUAACAUGAGGGGCGAAGACCCUCGCAACUAUGUACUGAAGGUUUGCGGCCGCGAGGAGUACCUAUUUGGGAAGGAGCCACUCAUUCAGUUCCUAUAUAUACAAGAGAUGCUCGCGAAAGAUGGCGUGCCGCAGGUCAUGACCGUGAGCACGGACAAAUUAACACUCGGCUGUGAUAACCCUGUGGAAAGGAGGCCACUGCCUCCAGAUUACUCUAACACAAUACGUAAAAAGAAGAACAACCAUGAAUCUUCCUGGAAUAUAGACAAAAACUAUACUUGCAUGGUGCAGAGUGUGGGUGGACUGAACGUGGAUCCCGGACGACUUGUGGAGGUUGUGUGUCAAGCUGGCAUCUUUCAUGGAGGCAAGGCGUUAUGUGAAGCUCAGAAGACGCGAGUCGCCCCAGUCUCCAAAGAGGGCGUGGCGCUAUGGGAUGAAGAGCUCACGUUUCCUAUUAAAGUUUAUAAUAUGCCACGAAUGGCAAGGCUUUGUUUUGUUAUAUAUGAAAUAUCCAAGACCAAAGGAAAACGGAGAGGGAAAGACUCUAAGGACUCAAUAAACAAGUUGGCGUGGGCGAACACUAUGAUAUUUGACUACAAGGAGCAGCUACGUACGGACGGGCUGACGCUGUUCAUGUGGACGCACGUAGCUGACGAAACACAGGGCGAUGACUGGCUACUUCACCCGCUAGGCACUGUCGUCUCCAACCCCAACACAGACUCCUGCGCAGCGCUGCAAGUGCGCUUCUCCAAUUUUGACUGCCAGUUCCCGAUACUGUUCCCAAAACAAGAGACAGUAAAAGCCUACGCGGACGACAUUGAACUAGGCUCACCUGACGUCAUUGCGCGACUCAGCCGAGACUUUGAACAGCUUCGAGCGACGGCUGAAAAAGAUCCUAUGUAUGAAAUGCACGAACAAGAGAAAAAAGACAUUUGGGCUUCUAGGGAGUACUUCCGCGUGGAAGCGCCGGAGCUGCUGCCGAAGCUGCUGUCGUGCGUGGAGUGGGGCGAGCGCGCGGAGGCGGCGAGCGUGGCGCAUAUGGUGGCGGGCUGGCCGCUGCUGCGCGUCGAGUGCGCGCUCGAGCUGCUCGACUCCGCCUACGCGGACGCCGCCGUGCGCAGCUUCGCCGUGAAGUGCCUGGCAGAGAUCAGCGCAGAUGAGUGCAUACGCUCACACCUCGUCGAAGUGCAUGUGAGUAUACACGCUCACACCGUCGCAGCGCAGGUGAGUGCACAAUCACACCUCGCCGCAGCGCAGGUGAGUGCACAAUCACACCUCGUCGCAGCGCAGGUGAGUGCUACACUCACACCUCGUCGCAGCGCAGAUGAGUGCAUACGCUCACACCUCGUCGAAGUGCAUGUGAGUAUACACGCUCACAGCGUCGCAGCGCAGGUGAGUGCACAAUCACACCUCGCCGCAGCGCAGGUGAGUGCACAAUCACACCUCGUCGCAGCGCAGGUGAGUGCACAAUCACACCUCGCCGCAGCGCAGGUGAGUGCACAAUCACACCUCGCCGCAGCGCAGGUGAGUGCAACACUCACACCUCGUCGCAGCGCAGGUGAGUGCACACUCACACCUCGUCGCAGCGCAGGUGAGUGCACACUCACACCUCGUCGCAGCGCAGGUGAGUGCACAAUCACACCUCGCCACAGCGCAGGUGAGUACACAAUCACACCUCGUCGCAGCGCAGGUGAGUGCACACGCUCACACCUCGUCGCAGCGCAGGUGAGUGUACACUCACACCUCGUCGCAGCGCAGGUGAGUGCACACUCACACCUCGCCGCAGCGCAGGUGAGUGCACACUCACACCUCGUCGCAGCGCAGGUGAGUGCACACUCACACCUCGUCGCAGCGCAGGUGAAUGCACACUCACACCUCGUCGCAGCGCAGGUGAGUGCACAAUCACACCUCGCCGCAGCGCAGGUGAGUGCACAAUCACACCUCGUCGCAGCGCAGGUGAGUGCACACUCACACCUCGUCGCAGUGCAGGUGAGUGCACAAUCACACCUCGCCGCAGCGCAGGUGAGUGCACACUCACACCUUGUCGCAGCGCAGGUGAGUGCACACGCUCACACCUCGCCGCAGCGCAGAGAUGAAAACCUACUUCUCUACUUACUACAACUGGUCCAAGCUUUGAAACACGAAUCCUACUUGAUGUGCGACCUCUCCGUGUUCUUACUUCAACGGGCCUUCAGUAACAUGACCAUUGGUCACUUUCUUUUUUGGCAUUUGAGGUCGGAGAUGCACGUGCCCGCCGUGUCGGUGCGCUUCGGGCUGAUGCUGGAGGCGUACUGCCGCGGCUGCCAGGACCACAUCAACAGCCUCAUGCGCCAGAUCACUUGCCUCGACAAACUUAAAUGGGCCAGUCAGUGUGUCCGAAAGAAGAAGGAAAUAUCAAAAGCACGAGCAGCGUUGCACCAACAUCUACAGGAGCAACAUUGCAUGGAAACACUGUGUGACUUUGUAUCACCCCUAACACCUAGUUUAAUCUGUAAGAAAAUUAAACCAGAGCGAUGUCGGGUAAUGGACAGCAAAAUGCGACCUCUGAUGUUGGAAUUCGAAAACGUAGAUCCCACCGGCUCGGACAUACGGAUCAUCCUGAAGAUUGGCGACGAUCUGCGGCAAGAUAUGUUCACACUUCAAAUGCUGCGGAUUAUGGACAGAUUGUGGAAGAACGCUGGAUACGACUUUAGGUUGAACCCGUACAACUGUAUAUCGAUGGAGUACGCCGUGGGAAUGAUCGAAGUCGUAGACGACGCGGAGACGGUCGCCAACAUUCAGAAGCAGAGUGCCCUCUUCAAUGCAGCUUCCACUAUAUACAAGGCCAAUCUGUUUCAAUGGUUAAAAAAGCAAAAUCCAACUGAGAGUGGUUUCAAUAAGGCCGUGGAAGAGUUCACCAUGAGCUGUGCAGGCUACUGCGUCGCCACGUACGUGCUGGGCAUCGCCGACAGGCAUCCUGACAAUAUUAUGGUCAAGAAGUGUGGACAGCUUUUCCAUAUAGAUUUCGGCCACUUUCUUGGGCACUUCAAGCAGAAGUACGGGUUCAAACGAGAGCGUGUGCCCUUCGUUCUAACGCACGACUUUAUUCACGUCAUAAAUAAGGGGCAGCGAGGAUCCGGAGUUAAUGAAGCACUCGACUUUAAGAUUUUUAAAGAACAUUGUGAGACUGCCUUCAAAAUUCUCCGAAAACACGGUCAUCUGAUCUUAUCCCUGUUUUCAAUGAUGAUCUCCACUGGUCUACCCGAGCUUAGGUCGGAGAAGGAUCUGCAAUAUCUCAGAGAAACUUUGGUAAUGGAUUUAUCCGAAGAAAAAGCACUGGAGCACUUCCGGCUAAAGUUUAUAGAGGCAGUGAAGAACUCGUGGAAGGCGUCAGUGAACUGGGCAAUACACAACAUCGACAAGAACAACUGA